Messenger RNA from Biomphalaria glabrata, 4534 nucleotides. Its product is annotated as heparan-alpha-glucosaminide N-acetyltransferase-like. Lineage: Eukaryota; Metazoa; Mollusca; Gastropoda; Planorbidae. The coding region runs from base 494 to 2605 and encodes 703 amino acids. The record is from RefSeq and is a predicted model, not a curated record. The transcript is spliced from 19 exons.
AUUGCCUUUCCCAGGCGAGAUGUUUAUUGACAACCGACGGGCGGACAAGAGACAUUCAUUGUUGCAUUUCGAAGAGACACACAGACGACGGUGUCCAGGGACUAUGUAGUCCAUUCAAAUCGAAUUGUGAUUUUGCCCCCCUUCAUUUGAGUUACUAACGUUUGAAUAUUGUAUUGUAAGUCAGUCGGACAAAUGCUAUCUCACGAGAGUGGUAGAUAAAGGAGCAUUCAGUGGUUAAAAUGUGUACUAGUUGACAAGAGAAGUCAACAAUCUCUGAGCGCGUAACUUGCACCGUUUGUUUACAGUAGUGCUGAUUUAUUAUCAUUUACAUAUUUUUUUUCUAAAUCACUUGAUAACUUUUCUUAAGGAGUUUAUGUUGACUUACGAUGUGACGAAUUUAAAUCUAGACGUGACGUCCUCGGAUUAACAAACUCUGUAAUAAAAAAAAGACAAAUACCAAAGGAUUUUUGUUCUGAAUGAAAUAGGAUUCGCAAUGAAACUCUGGAUAUUCAAACUUAUUGCAGUCAAUAUCUUUCUUCUGUGUUCUCUAAGCUAUUGCGUCUCACAAGACGAUGUGACCAAUUCGACAGAAACUGUGGUUGAGACCACAUCAUUGAGGGAUGUCUCGCCGUCAACAAGCACAUCAACUAGCACAUCAACAACAACGACAACAACAACAACGACCUCCACUACCCCAGUGGAUGACACCCCCACCCAGACCACGCCCGACGCCACCACACUGGGAGAAAUACUAGACACACCCGAGGACAGCAACGAUCCCAUCUCUGACUACAUCAAGAAGUACAACGAGGCGGUGGUGUACGUGGGCGAAGAAGAUGACCGGCCAGAAGAUACGCCCACAAAGCCAGAGCUUGGUAUUGACCAGGCCUGGUUCACGGUCAACUCGACCGUAGACUUUGUAGUUGAAAUCUGGGCUCAAUCAGAUCAGUGUUACAAGUGUGACCUGAUGCUGAUCACCAAGAUUGAAGCGAACUCUGUCUCGUCCUUCGCGGUCAACACGACCUCUGGCACUGAUCUUCGUCUGGUCCGUGUCCAUCCUGCUGGUCAUCCCGAGCAGCUCUGUGGGUUUAAAAGUACUUUUCUUGAGUCUGGGGACUACUGGGUGUUUCUGGGCUUUCCUCCGCCUGAUGAAGAAAUGACAUGCAAAGUCAUUCUUGCUAACGAUCCAGACAUAUCAGAACUGCCAAUCUUGUUUGUACUGGUUGGAUUCCUAGUGCUAGCUAUAGUCUAUGUGAUUGGUAAACGUUUAUAUUCCUACUUCCGCCGUGCCGCCUCUCACCGCCAGGAUAGUAUGGACGUCACGAGCGACCAUGAAAGCGGGGAUCACCUGAGAAUGGGGAAUGGCAGCGGUGGCAAAGAUGUGGACGUGGAAGACGGGACCAAGCCAGAGAAAGAACCCACCAAAAGUAAACCUCGUCUGAAGUGUCUGGAUACAUUUCGAGGAUUGACGCUGGUCCUGAUGAUAUUUGUCAACUAUGGCGGUGGGCAGUAUUGGUUCUUCGAACACGCCCCUUGGAAUGGUAUUUUGGUUGCCGAUUUAGUCUUUCCCUGGUUUGUGUUCAUCAUGGGCGUCUCCAUGAACUUCUCCUUCAGAAGCAUGUUCCGCCAAGAUUGGAGUGCGGGCAGGAUUUUGUGGAAGAUUGUUUGGAGAGCAGCUAAAUUGUUUUUCAUUGGGUUUAUGCUCGGCACACAUUAUCAACCUGCUGAUUUAGAAAACGUCAGAAUUCUUGGUGUUCUACAGAGACUGGCCUUGACCUAUUUAAUAUCUGCACUGAUUCAUUUUACAUGCUCUCGAAGGUCAGACUCCCAUCAGGAUAAAAAAUGGUCAGUGAUCAGAGACCUCAUUCUAUACAUCCCUGAAUGGUUGGCCAAUCUGGCUAUACUCGCUUUACACCUCGGCCUUGUCUAUGGUCUUCCUGUGCCAGGUUGUCCAACAGGCUAUGUGGGACCAGGAGGUCUAAGUGAAGGCGGCAAAUAUAAAAACUGCACCGGAGGAGCGACUCAAUACAUAGAUUCAAUGUUACUUGGGACUCAUCACAUGUAUCAGUGGCCAACUCCACAUGUACUUUAUCAAACAGUCGUUCCUUUCGACCCUGAAGGUUUCCUAGCAACAUUGAAUUGUGUCUUUCUUUGUUUCUUAGGAAUACAGUGUGGAAGAAUUAUCCUGAUCUUUCAAAGUCACAAAGACAGAUUGAUAAGAUUUGUGGCAUGGGCUGUAUUCUUGGGUGCUUUGGGUGCAUUGUUCACCAAAUGUAGCCAGGACGAUGGGUGGAUUCCUGCAAAUAAAAAUAUUUGGUCAUUGUCUUAUACUCUCGUUACCGCAUCAUUCGGAUUCAUUCUAUUAUCUGCACUCUACGUCAUCACUGAUAUUAUUAGUAUCUGGGAUGGCCAGCCAUUUAUAUAUCCAGGUAUGAAUAGCAUUGCCAUCUAUUGCUGUCAUGGAGUAUUUCACAACCAAUUUCCUGUCAAUUGGAUUGUGGGCAAUCAACACUGGAAACUUUUGCUGCGAUGUGUCUGGGGAACGUCCGUUUGGGUCAUUGUUGCUUUCUGGUUGUACCUAAAAAAGAUAUUUAUAGCACUAUAAGUCAUGAUGCCAGGCAUGACGUUAUGAUCAGCGAAACAUCAGACUCUAUUGUCAAGUUAAUAAACCUUAUAUUGCUAGUAUUGCUACUAUUUAAAUGGACAAUACACUAGAUCUAGAUUUCGUUCAUGUACUAGAUCUAUACUGAAUGGACUUCAUAUACGGUCUUUGUUGGUAUUUGUGUUUUGCUUUGUAAAUAAUUUACAAAUAUUUUGUGCUUGUUUUAAAACAUGAAUAACAUUGUUACAAGCACAAAAAAAUGUGCAUUUAAAUAGCAUUCUUUAUUUAAUCAUUUAUCAGAUUUUUUUUUCAUUUUUAAAUGCUGUCAAAUGUCUAUUUCCACAGAGAUCUCAGUAUACUUAAUAAACAUAGGUCCUAUUAAAUUAUUAGAUAGUUUCGUUAAUGGCGAGAAAACUUUAAAUAGAUUUAUCUUGUAUCCGGUGUUCCAAAUGAAAAUGCUGAUAAGCUAGGUUUUUUUUUUUCAAGUUUUUUUUCAGCAAUGCAGAUUCUAAUUCUCUAAACCCUUCCGUUUGUAAAAAAAAAAAACAACAAAAAAAAAAACAUAAUACUUUAAAAAAAACAACAAAGCUUAUAAGAAGUGUAAUUACAUCAAUUAGUUUGGAUCAGUCACGUAGCCUAAUUGAAUUUGUAGUAGAUCAAGACCAACAACAAUAAAUCUGUGCGAUUAGAAAUAUUUUUACCAUUUGUUUUUGUUUAGCGCUAUUUUACACUUUUAGAUUUCCCAAUGCGCUGUGAUCCUAUAACUUAUCUGGACCAGUUGGGAAGAAAGGGUGGGGGAGAAAGAGAGAAAGAAACGGAUAUAUCGGUGAAUUUUAACUGAAUUCGCUUUUAUAAAAAAAAAUAUUUAAAAAAGGUGGGGGAACGACAUGAAUUCGAACUCAUGGCUCAAGCCGACAUACUGACCACUCUGCUAGAGAGGUACCUAUAAAAAUAGAAGAUUGUAUAGUUAUCUAUUGUAUGUUACAAACUUACAUUUAAACGAUGAUUUAUAAAGGGGACUAAUUCAGCUUAUACCUCCAAUUCAGUCAAGUACAAUUUCUUUCCCUUGUUUGAGAUACCAAAAAAAAAAUUAAUUACCAUUAGUUAAUUAACUGAUUGGUUGUUUUUUUUUUUAAAUUGAUUCUUGUGUUGUCAGGUAAAGGAAAUAAUUAUGUAAAAUUUCAACUUGAUCCGAGAUUGGGUGUCAGAGAAAUAACGUUUACAAACUUUUUACCAGAUAGACAGAGUUGAUAUAAGCUGUGUAAAAAAAAAUAUCUCUUUUUGAUCUAUGGGGGAGAGAUAAUGUAAAGGUCAUCUGUUCCCGUGGCCCACGAUUAACGAGGAUGUAGCCAGCACAACGACCAACCACCUUCACUUUUCCCCCAUCAAAUGCCAAGUACCCAUUAAAGCUGGAUAGACUCAGAGAUGCCAAAAAGAUCCAAAGAAAAAUUACUAGUCUUCGCCAGGAUUCGAACUUGGUAUCCCUCGGUUAAGAAGCCAAGCGCUUUACCACUCAGUCACCGCUGAAAAAAAAGUAAUUAAAAUGUAAAGGAAGUAUUAUACUUCCAUUCUAUGGCUUCAUAUAAAAAAUAAGGUCAACUAACAAGCAGUUAUAAAGGAGACUUGAUACAAAGAUCAAUUGCCAAGCGUUGAGAUAAAGCUGAUAAUUCAAUUCUUUUCAUUAACCGGCAACAGUAAAGUUUGAUAGUGUCUUUGACCUUGUUUCUUAAGCCUUUAUUGCAUCAGAAAGAUAGAUCAAGAAGGGUGUAAAUGUAAUGAAUUAUAAUAUUCUAUUUAUUGUUAAUUGUUAUGCUUAAAACUGUUUAAUAAUGAGCUAUGUUUAACUAUCAUUUUAUGUGAUCUGACUUAUAUUGAAUGUGAAGCUAACUUUAUGUAUGUAUUAUAAUAAAUUGAUGUAUUCUGACCUUAAAA